CGCCGUCACGCCGCGGCCCAGGAGCACCGAACAGCCAGGCUGCCGCGGCCGCCGCAUCCCUAAACUUUCCCCGGAGCCGGCGCCGGUGAUUAGCCCCCCUCCUCCCCAAGGAGAAGACCCCACGGAAUCCCUGAGACUGCGGUGCCUGCGGUGUAGGAGCUGGCAAUGCACGGAUGCACCAGGGAGUGAGCCAUAGCUGGAGGUUGCUCUUUUGCCAAUGACUCUCCCGAUUCCUCCAGCAUCUUAGAAGAUAAGAUGUGUGAAGGGAACAAGACUAUCAUGGCCAACCACCAACUGAUGCCCCUGGUGGUAGUCCUGAGCACCAUCUCCUUGGUCACGGUGGGGCUCAACCUGCUGGUCCUGUGUGCGGUGCGGAGCGAGCGGAAGCUACAUACUGUGGGGAACCUGUACAUCAUUAGCCUCUCAGUGGCAGACCUGAUUGUGGGAGCUGUUGUCAUGCCAAUGAACAUCAUCUACCUCUUCACGUCCGAGUGGUCUCUGGGCUGGCCUCUCUGCCUCUUUUGGCUUUCCAUGGACUACGUGGCCAGCACAGCAUCCAUUUUCAGUGUCUUCAUCUUGUGCAUUGAUCGCUACCGCUCUGUCCAGCAGCCCCUCAGAUACCUGAGGUAUCGCACCAAGACCCGAGCAUCGGCCACCAUCUUGGGAGCCUGGUUUCUCUCCUUUCUCUGGAUUAUUCCCAUUCUGGGCUGGCCUCACUUUAUGCCACACACCUCAGGGCACCGGAAAGACAAAUGUGAGACAGACUUCUAUGAUGUCACCUGGUUCAAGAUCAUGACUGCUAUCAUCAACUUCUACCUGCCUACCUUGCUCAUGCUCUGGUUCUAUGCCAAAAUCUACAAGGCUGUACGGCAGCACUGUCAGCACCGGGAGCUCAUGAAUGGAUCCCUCCCUUCCUUCUCUGAAAUUAAGCUGAAGCCAGAGAACCCCAAGAUAGAGGCCAUGAAACCAGGGAAGAAGUCUCUCUGGGAGGUUCUGAAAAGGAAACAGAAAGUUGCUGGUGGUGGCCCUGUCUUGAAGUCCCAAGAUCCAAACGAGAUGAAAUCCUCAAGUGUCUGCAGCCAAGAGGAGGAUGAACACGUGGACAAACGUCACUGCUUCCCGCUUAAUAUUGUGCAAACACAGACAGAGACAGAGGGGAGUGGCAGGGACUAUGUAGCCAUCAACCAGAGCCAAAGCCAGCUUGAGAUAGAUGAGCAGAGCCUGACCAUGCAUGGGGCCAUUGAGGUGUCAGAGGAUCAGAUUCUAGGUGAUAGCCAGUCCUUCUCUCUAGCAGACUCAGACAUCCCCACAGAAUCAGUAUCAGGGAAAGACAAACCGCUAAGUGAGUCUAGCACAGGCCUUGAUUAUAUCAAGUUCACUUGGAAGAGGCUCCGCUCUCAUUCAAGGCAGUAUAUGUCUGGGUUGCAACUGAACCGAGAACGGAAGGCUGCCAAACAAUUGGGUUUUAUCAUGGCGGCCUUCAUCCUUUGCUGGAUUCCUUACUUCAUCUUCUUCAUGGUCAUUGCCUUCUGCAAGAGCUGUUGCAAUGAACAUGUGCACAUGUUUACUAUCUGGCUGGGCUACAUCAACUCCACACUGAACCCCCUCAUCUACCCUUUGUGCAAUGAGAACUUCAAGAAGACAUUCAAGAAAAUUCUGCACAUUCGCUCCUAAGGGAGGCUAUAAGGGGAUACAACAAAGUGACACUCAGGAUGUCCCUGAGGAAAAUGGAGGGUGAAGGCCUGUGAGUUGCCAGUACCUGGGCUUUCUGGAGUCAAAAGAAUAGUCUUAAGGACUGCGUCAUUUGGAAAGUUCUUAGGCACCAUUGGAAGAACUGCAGAUGGCAGUGGUCAGCAGAGAAUGUACUUUGAGUACAAAGCAGAAUAUUUCCAAGAGAAUUGAAUCUGGACGAGUACUCCUGCUCCUCAGGAAAUGUAGGAGCCUCAGACUCAUUAAUUCAAGCUUCCAGGCUUGAGUUAAUUGGCAGUUGAAGGGACUCGUGGGUAGAGUUCCACUG
Messenger RNA from Eptesicus fuscus (big brown bat), 2017 nucleotides. It is a transcript of the gene HRH1, whose product is annotated as histamine receptor H1. Gene Ontology annotation, molecular function: neurotransmitter receptor activity; histamine receptor activity; G protein-coupled serotonin receptor activity. Bases 256 to 1674 code for a protein of 472 amino acids. Gene Ontology annotation, cellular component: dendrite; membrane. The transcript has 3 exons. NCBI's taxonomy places the organism in Eukaryota, Metazoa, Chordata, Mammalia, Chiroptera, Vespertilionidae. Gene Ontology annotation, biological process: positive regulation of vasoconstriction; chemical synaptic transmission; regulation of vascular permeability. The record is from RefSeq and is a predicted model, not a curated record.